UUUGUUUACUCUACGGAAGAUAAACUGUUCUUCGACGAUCUUGUGACUUAUUCUUUGAAAACAAAACCUUCCUCUCCUCGAACGACCUUCCACGCCUUUCCAGAUAUGAAGUGAUAGAUCUCUACACAAUGUCCAAAGAAGAUGAUGAUAGCAGCUGGAGGGACAGACUCGGAAUCAACUUCAAAAUAGAUUUGUCAGACUCGGACAUCGAAGAUGAUCAGAAUAAGUCACCGAGAUCAGUCAAAAACAGUCAUGAUAAACUUACCAAGAGCAGCAGUGGCAGUGAAGACGUGCAGGAAACGGAAGAAGCAGAAACACUUGAAAGUUUCGACUCCUUCACUCAGGAGGAGGAGGAACUUGCUCGCUACUUAGGGGAAUAUGGAAAGACUCCGCCUCGUACUCAUCGCCUCCGUCGCCAGAAGGAAAGAGAUGCCUACUGUUCUCAGGCAAAAGUUGCAGCCAAGACUAUCAAAGCCACCCUGAAACGUCGUGACACGGCUGAAAGGUUUCUCUCCCUCCCAGGAUUCUCAGAACAUGGCUUUGGAGAUGCAACUCCAGAAAGGUCAAGGAGGCAGUAUAGGGAGCGCAAAAGAUCCAUGGAUCGGCAGCGGACCUUUGAGAGAGAGUGGAAGCUCUCAGAAGUUGAAAAUCUGUCAAUUAUCAUGAAUGCAGCAGCUGCAACUGAUGCCAAUGAUGAGCGAUGCGAAAGUUUGCCGCCACACUGUGCUGCAGUUAGGGUUGAUUCAAGAUCACGUUACAUGAGUGUCUCCAGCCGUAGAUUAAGCGAGGAUGAUGAUGCAGACCAAACUGACAGUUGUCGUAAAGUUUCUACUGCUGAAUGUCCACAAGACCGUUUAAGUUACUUUGCAAAACUUCAAAGUUUGAUUAAAACUAGUACACAAGAAGCUCCAGUCCAUCAGCGCCAGAGAAGUGAAGAGGAAGUCCUGUACCAGCAGGAGCUCCAUGAGAUGCUAUGGCUAGAAUUACAAGCAUGGCAUGCAGGUCAAGAUUCAAAUUCCUAUGAUAUCUAUUUAGUUAAUCAGAGAAAGCAGGUUUUAGAUGUUAUUACUGAAGUCCACAACUUUACCUUUGAUUCAAACUGCACCGAGAAACACCAAGAGGAAGCAGAUUUAAAGAUUGUGACUGUUGAUGAGCUCCUCAGUGCAGGGGAGCUAAAGAUCCAAGGUAUACCCGUAACAACCUCUGAUUCUACAGAUGGUGUUGGGUCUAGUAAGAUGGCUGGGGGAGAGGAUGAUUGCAGUGGUUGUCUCUCCAUCUGGUGCAAAAUAUGUAUGGAUAAACAAACUGAGGGACUCACUCAAGUGGCAAAGCUAUUGAAGAAACUGGACUAUGUGGAGUCUCUAUUUCCUUCAACCAAAAAGCUGGCACUCCACUUUCCAGAGUGGGAGCAUGCUGACUUUGUCAAUCGUUACAUGGCUUUGUGUGUUUGGUACAAUGCAACGGUGCAGUUGAGAAUGAAGAUUGAAGUCCUUGGGAAACUGCUUGGGAACAUGACUUCAGCCCUCAUUCCAUGGCCUACCUUCAGCACCAGCUUUACAGGUGCUGCAACACCAACUUCUAGUUAUGAUUCAGGGGUCCCGCAAACCACUCACUAUGAUGAACCCUCCCAAGAGAAAGAAACACAUGUAGAUAAGUCUGCAUCUGUACGUUUUGUGAUAGACUGUGAUAAAUCAGAUGCUAGCUCAAACCCCUCUGAUUCAAAUAAUUCAACGGAUUCGGGUCAUACCACUGGUAGUACCAACAGUGGUCUGCUAAUGCCUCCUGCACCUGUUCCUCCUCUAGGAGGACUUAAGCGAUGUCUUAGUGACAUUUUUGUGGAAGCAAACCCUUACAGAAAAUAUGUAGAAAAACUUUUGAGAACCAAAGGCAUGAAAAAGACAUUUGAUAAAGUAGCUGAGGUUAUUCGCGAUGUGAUGUCUCGUACCAUAUGCAUUUUAGAAGAGCCCCAUCACUCUGUACGAGACUCAAAGCAACAAAAGAGUGCAACAGAUAUACCAACAAUGGCAUUAACAGAAAACUUAGAAGAACUCAGUAGAUAUGGACCCUGGAUUCCGAGGUUUGAAAAGAUGGAGCUUCCUCCUUUCUAUGCAACAUUCAUUUUUUUAGCGUCAGUGUCACUUCAGAUGAUGAGAGAGUGCCUGAAGCUAAGGAUUGAACAGAUGCCAGAAAAACCAUCUAGACUUAGUAUUAAGGAGCUUAUGAGGGAGUUCAAAGAAGGAGUCAAGUUUGCUGUUGUAGUAAGGCAGAAGUACCUGAGGGCUUGCCAUGCACUCUUUGGCAGUCUUUCUCCACCACUUCGAGAGAAUUUAGAGUUACGCCAGACUCAAGCAAUUGAGGAGCUAGAUGCUAAUAUAAAGAGAAUGUUAGAGGUAUAUCUAGAGUGGCUUGAUCAGUUUGUGUGCAUGUUACACCGCGAGCCUCAUGCGUCAGGUUUGCAGCGGAACUUCCUCCAAGAAGAAUGGCGUUUUGUCCAAGCAACAUGUCCCCACGUUAAUGAGGGGGAUAGUUUAGCAGCGACAAGAUUUUGCAAUAUAGCCUGUCACAUGCUGUGUAGUGUGGGCGAUUUUAUUGACACAGGAAUCGACGAUCAGAUGGCAGCCAUGCAAGAUUCAACUUUAGAGAAUUUUGAUGAUGAUUUUGAGGAGGAGGAUAUGGAUCAAGAUGAUAUCCAAAAGAAGAGACUUCUUCAGCGAUGUAGAGCCCUUCAAGUCCUCUUAGCUGAAACACGUGAGCGUGCCUUAAGAGCUGCAGGGUUAGCCAAGAUGUUAAGGAAGGACUUAGAGGUUGCUGCAGAAUUCCAAAUCAACUGCAAGCCUGCUGUGGUGCUAAGCAGAUUAAGAGAAACAGGGCACAUCCGAGUGAUAGCACCACACAGCCAAAACCACUUCAUAUUUGUACCAGCUCGCAUCAAGGACAAAAAAGAAUACAUCUGGCACUUGCUGGACAUGAGGGUUGGUGGCAUAGGCAUCGAGCACGAAUCAGAUGAAGAGGGGGGAUAUCUAGUCCUCAUGAGGUGUGAUGAGGGGGAUAGUCUUCACAAUUUGUGGACUGGUGAUCUGAUCAAGAUAGAACCUACAGCAGAUUGCACAAUUACACUUUCUAGAGUACAGGUAACAAGUAUGAUGGUGGUUGUGUCUACAGGAACAAUGCUUGUGCCAGUCCGAAGAGAAUUUCUCUACUGCAUGGGGAACACUGUCAUUUUAAUGCACGAUCAGACAACACCCAACAAAGCUAUUACUCAUUCCAUUGACGAACUAAAGAAAGAGGCUCUAGAACUGUGCAAUAGUCUUCAGAAUAAUAUCCAACAGGUGGAAAGUAUGACAGAUCUAGAACUAGUCAUGCCGAGCCUAGAAGAUGGAGAACGCCGUCAGCUUCAUUUAGUAACCAGAGACGUGGUUCAUCAGUAUUUCAUGUUUGGUUUUGAGUAUCAUAAGGAUGUCACUCGUCUUGUCACUGGUCAUCACCGGGCUUCUGUAGCACCGCUGCUGGUUGCUCUUGCACGAAUGUGGAUAAAAUUUGUCCAGAGUCAUUAUUCAGAAGGAAGAGGCAGGCGACCGAGGUGGUCAAAUGCAGGAGUUGAGUUCAUUGUUUUUGUAUGUGACCCACACAAUACAAGGCACCUCAAAGAUGAGGAAUUUCAGAACUUCCGAGUUGAGAUUGAGAAGUGCCUGGUGUACAUUGAAGGAAAAGCUCCUGAGGCCAGCCAGCCAGGGACACCAUUGACUCCAGUACUGCCUAGACAUCACUUCAGGUCUUCUUCCACGUCAUCCAUGGGGUAUAAUGCACCAGAGAGGUCCCUGUCCACACAGUCCUCCCAGAGUGAUUAUUCCCCUGUGGUGAAUCCUACUGACAGCCCACUCCUAAGGAGAAAUCUACUAAGACGUAGUCAACACAGUAUAGAAAGAGCAUCUGAUCAAAGUGAUGGAAAGAGCCCACCAAUUGUAGAAAAGCCAAUAGAGCGUGUUCGUAGAAAGAUCACAGAAAUGGAUAUCGAAUUGGAUGAGGGUCUACGGGAGGACCAGGUUAUUGGAAGGGUCUCUGAUACGCAGCGUGACAAGAUCCACUUCAAACCUCGUAGCGUCAGCUUUUCAUGGCAAAGAGGUUUCAAGAUUGGUAAGUAUAUGCAUAUUUUUUGUAUUUAUUAG
Molecule: messenger RNA, 4166 nt
Organism: Penaeus vannamei (Pacific white shrimp)
Lineage: Eukaryota; Metazoa; Arthropoda; Malacostraca; Decapoda; Penaeidae
Source: RefSeq, a predicted model, not a curated record